UGGCGGUGGUGAUCAUGUGCAGUGCCUUGGUGCAUGCAGCCUCCCUGAGGGACCUGAAGAUGCGGGAAUUACUCAAGGAUGUGAGCAAACUGGAGAGAGACGUUAAGCACAAUGGAUCUCUAAGUUUCAAAACCCCUACAGAAAUCAAGCCGUGCUGCAUGCUUUCGGCCCUGGAGUGUUAUCACAGCCAGCUGUCUCUACUGGACGACCAGGACAACGUCUCCUGGAGAAGAGUCAACAGGAGCAUGGGCAGCCCACUCAUCAGGGAGAAACUGAGGGGAAGCCAAGAGGCCUGUGGUUCGAGCCUGCAGUGCCAAGAGUGCCAUUCGUACCCAAACGCCACUAGCCAGGUCUUCAUGAGGAGCCUGGUAGACCUCCUCCAAAUGGUAUGA
Molecule: messenger RNA, 392 nt
Organism: Engraulis encrasicolus (European anchovy)
Lineage: Eukaryota; Metazoa; Chordata; Actinopteri; Clupeiformes; Engraulidae
Gene: il21
Product: interleukin 21
Exons: 6
Coding region: 15-392 (125 amino acids)
Biological process (GO): immune response
Cellular component (GO): extracellular region
Molecular function (GO): cytokine receptor binding
Source: RefSeq, a predicted model, not a curated record